Molecule: messenger RNA, 312 nt
Organism: Penicillium brevicompactum
Lineage: Eukaryota; Fungi; Ascomycota; Eurotiomycetes; Eurotiales; Aspergillaceae
Exons: 5
Coding region: 1-312 (103 amino acids)
Source: RefSeq, a predicted model, not a curated record
AUGUCCUACCAGUAUCCCCCCCAGGGCGGUCCUCCUCCCCAAGGAUACGAAGGCUACCCCCUCCCCAGCAGGCCUAUUACCCCCCUCAACAGGGCUACCCGCAACAGCAAUACGCGCCGCCCAGCGGCUAUCCUCAACAAAACAUGGGUUAUCCCCCACCUCAGCAGGGCCCGCCGCCCCAGCAAGAUCAAAAGUCCAGUGGUGGUGGCAAGGGAUGUCUCGGAUCGUGUCUCGCCGUUCUGUGCUGUUGCUUUCACCACGUUCAACGACAUCGACGACACCUUUCUUAUUGCUGGCGUUGGAAUUUCUUGA